CCGUUCCCAUGGGAACAGAUGAACCCUCAACCAGUACUGCAGGGCUAAUCUUAACCAAAGUGAAGAUUGCAGUAAGAUGAGGAGGAUCAUUGCUGAAGAUCUAGACUGGUCACUGGCUACAGUGUCUAGUUUGUCAAACCUCUGUCUCCAGUGCAUAGUGAGCAACUUUGAAGAAAAGCCAAUAUAUGAAGAGCUUACAUCCAGUGAGAAGGACUUCAUUCAGAACAGAGUGUCCCUUUCCCUGCCUCUGCAUUUUGCAGCCAAUGUUUUCCCAGAUGGCGUUUAUUGGAAGCGACGCUGUGAGCAGAAGUGGAAAGUUUGUGAUGUCUCUAAUUACGGCGAAAGCUGGAAACGAAUGUUUUUUGAAAGGCAGCUGGAGAACAUCAUUGAACUUUUCAUUCCUGGCAUAACAGAGCCAAAGACAGUUCUAGACAUGGUCACGCUUUGUAAAGACCACAUCAAGAAGCUAAACAUCGCUCAGCUUCUGCCACCUGUCAAGGAGCCGCAGACGGAGGAUGAGGAGCAAGCAACAGAGCUGACACUUGAAAAUGAGGAUGAUAAAUCUGGUAUGGACCACUUUGACUUUAGGAUCUUGCUUGACAAGCUUACAAACCUGGAAGAGCUGCACUUGGUGUACAAAGUCAAAUCAUGUGGUAUGAACUUUGAAUGGAGCAUGUUUGAGAUGACCAACCGAGACUGUGAGUCCCUCGCCAAGGCACUUAAGUCCUGUAAGACAUUAAAGCUCUUUCGGCUCCAUCUUAGCCACCUUGAGGAUAAAAAGUGUCGUUUGUUGGUGAAGUACCUUUUAGACCACCCCUCCCUGCGCACUCUAGAUUUUUCUCACAACGUGAUUGGAGACAGCGGAGCCAGAGCCAUCAGCAAAUUGCUCACAAAGAGCAAGCUGGAGAUCCUGAACCUGUAUGACAACAAUAUUGGCGGCCCUGGGGCCAAGGCUAUAGCUCAUGCCUUGUCCAAGAACACGAUUCUUGUGUCCCUCAACCUAUGUCUGAACCGUCUGAGUGAUGAGGGUGGUCAGGCUAUUUGUAAGGCCUUGUUGAACAACAAAACCCUACUUCACCUGCAACUGGGAGCCAAUGGGGUGACUUGGCUUACUGCGCUUUCCCUGUCUAGUGUGUUAGCACAGAAUAACACCCUGAAGAGCAUCAAUCUCUCCUGCAACACGCUGGGUGAGGUUGGAGGGAACGCUUUGGAGGAGGCGAUGUCUCACAACACCAGUGUGACAGAAUGUAAUAUCCACUUGACAGACAUCGAAGAGCGGAAGGUUUCCGUCAUUAACCAAAUGGUUUGGAACAACCAGUUUAGAAAACAAGAAACAAGCCCAAGAGAGAAGAAUACUGAGAAUGCCAACUGAUGGUUUUUAUAGUAUAAACCCAUCUUUAUCAGCCGUCUGUCUUUGCUAAACGUAUUCAUCUAAAACCACAAUAAACGAAAAUAUGCAGCAAAAUUCAACCAAAUUUGGUCUUAAACACAACAGAUGUGAGCCCUACACUAAUUCUAACGUGAGAAAAAUGUAGGAUAUGACGUGACAUUAAGAUCUUUAAACUAUCUCAAAUGAGUUGUCUGAUAUCUACUUAUUUCAUAAUGAUUGAAGCCGAUGAUUGGUUCCUGGCAGACCAGGUCAUGUAUCAAUCACGGGUAUCCUGCGCUGUCAUUAGUUGUUGUUUCAAACAGUCUCCUGAAAGUUAAGCAAAGUUUAUAUUGGGAUCUACCCACUUUGCGUAGCCAGCAGGGGGAGGAUUGAAAUUUAGAAUUUAAUUGCAUUUCUGUGUGCUCUGUGGACACAUCACAACUCAACACCUGAAAACACAAUCAAUGGACAUUUACUCCAGUUCGAGUAACAUUUCCGGAAAUCUUCCAGCUGAGACUUUUUAGACAAUGAGUAAGUGUGAAUAAAUAUGUCCUGUUUUGAUUCAUAUGAAGCAAUAGGAACCAGUGAGCUUGGGACUGAGGGGAUGGACCAACACACUGCUGCUUCUGUUCUAUUUACUACACUUGUUGACAGUAUUAAAAGUUUCCUUUGGCUCACAAACAUGCAACACUGGUCAAACAGUUGACCUCAGAUCAGUGACCAUAGUCUUUCUGGCAUGUCUGUUGUGUAUUUUUAAACAAAUAGACCAUAUUUUUUAGUGAG
This is a messenger RNA of Oreochromis aureus, 2152 nucleotides long. RefSeq names its product t-complex-associated-testis-expressed 1 (gene drc5). The coding region runs from base 77 to 1372 and encodes 431 amino acids. Gene Ontology annotation, molecular function: protein binding. The transcript has 5 exons. Lineage: Eukaryota; Metazoa; Chordata; Actinopteri; Cichliformes; Cichlidae. The record is from RefSeq and is a predicted model, not a curated record.